Bombus terrestris (buff-tailed bumblebee) is the source of this 1004-nucleotide messenger RNA. Its product is annotated as N-acetyltransferase family 8 member 3. Bases 150 to 959 code for a protein of 269 amino acids. Lineage: Eukaryota; Metazoa; Arthropoda; Insecta; Hymenoptera; Apidae. Gene Ontology annotation, molecular function: N-acetyltransferase activity. The transcript has 2 exons. The record is from RefSeq and is a predicted model, not a curated record.
AGCAAAUUACUAAUUUGAUAUUUGUAUUAGCUGUAGAUGGCGAACAUAUCGAAAAUAUAACCUCAUAAUAUCUUAAUUUAUAUUUAAUCUGCAUUUCGUUCGUUAAUUAUGUAUAAAAGUUGUAAAGAGUGAGAUAAUUGUUUUCCAAAAUGAAUCGUAUUAUAGUAGUACGAAGCUAUAAACCAGGCGAUGAAAUUAAUUGUAGGGAGUUAGUGAAAGCGGGCGUAAUGUCUUCUCUAAGUUCGACGUUUUUGGGAAUUGUAUUUAAAGAAUUGACUUUUCAAUUGAUGAUAUUGUUUGCUGCUAUAAUGUUUAUUUUUUUUGGACUGCCCUUAACAGUUUGCGUUUUUGUUAUUCCUCUCGUCAUUUUGUUGGUAUAUGUUGGAACUUAUAUAGCUUUCACUGUGAAAACUAUGGAAGUUAAUGAAGAAGUUUCUAAUAUACCAAGGAUUUAUAUGUCUAAUGCCUUUUCAUGCUUUUGGGUUGCUGAAGCAUUUGAACCUUACCUAAUGACACAUAAUCCAAAGAAUGUACAUUAUACCAUAAUGACAGAACAACAAUUUCGUGAUUCAAACAUUGACAUUUCAUCUCAGAUUAAGAAGAUUGUAGGAACUAUUGCUUUAUGUAAAAGCUAUAGAUUAGAUAAAGGUGCAUGGAUCAAAAGGCUCUAUGUACAUGAGCGAUAUAGAAGAAAAGGAAUAGCUUCAUGCCUUAUAAAUGUUGCUGUGCAAUUUGCUAUUACUGAAGGAUACAGUUGUGCUAAUCUUGUUGCCUCAGAAUAUACAGAUGGUGGCAGAGAACUAUCUCUUAAGAAAGGUUUUGAAUUGCAACAAAUGUACCACAAACCAAUUUUGGGCUCACUUAUAACUGUGUUAAUGUAUGAAUUGACAUAUCAAAUUAAACCUGGUGAAGCUGAUUAUGUGCCUGUAGUUUACACUAGAUCAAUGCUUAACAAAUAAGAAUUUAGAAUUAGAUCUAGAAGAAUUAAAUUUAAAAAGAAAGAA